CGGCUACGCCUUCCAGCUUCCCCUCCCACGACCUCCCCUCUGAUCCUGGUCCCGCCCCGGCCGCUGUCCUCAGGCCCCAUUGGCCCCUUAUCUCCCCAGUAACCGGACCACAACAGUGAGCUCGGAUGGACAGGUUAGGCGUUCCAGCAGGACGCUCGCAAUCGUUGGCUAAGCUGACCACAAUGAGCACCCGCUCGGAGGAAGGAAGCGAGGCCUUCCAGGAAACACUAGUGGAUUGGGAGCUGAGCCGACUGCAGCGACAGUACAAAGUGAUGGAGGUUGAAAGGCGGGCCUACAGCAAGGAGGUCCACCAGCGCAUCAAUAAGCAACUUGAGGAAAUCCAGCGCCUGCAAGACGUGCAGAACAAGCUUCAGGUGAAGAUCGGCAUUGCCCAGAGCCAGGUCAAGCGCCUGCGGGACAACGAGAGGAUGGAGAACAUGAGCCACCUGCUGAAGUGCCGGGCCCAGGUGGAGGCCGAGGUCAAGGAGCUGCAGGAGCAGACCCGAGCCCUGGACAGGCAGAUCCAGGAGUGGGAGGCCCGGCUCUCUGCCUGCGGGAAGGAUCCCAGGGCCCCAGGGGUCGUCCUGGACCAGAAGGCCAAGACCCGGAAAAGGAUCAAGAUCGUGGAAAACCAGCUGGACAGGGUCACCUGUCACUUUGACAUCCAUCUGGUUCGGAACGCAGCCCUGCGGGAGGAGCUGGAUCUGCUGCUGGUGCAGAGGAACCACUAUCUGAACAUAGACCGCAAGCUGCACAAGGAGAUGCAGCUCCUGCGGCGCACCAUCAACGGGCUCACCGUGUCCUCCAUCUCCGCCUACUCCGUCAGGGAGGAGGCGAAGACCAAGAUGAGCUUGCUGCGGGAGCGGGCCGACAAGGAGGGGGCCCAGAACGAGACGGACGUGCAGAUCCUGCAGCGGCAGAUAGCGCACCUGGACCAUCUGCACCGCUUCCUCCAGUUCAAGAACCACGACCGGCAGCCGGAUCCCGUCGUCCUGGAGAAGCGCGAGAAACGCGCUCGAACUGGGAACCUGGACGCUCGCUCUAUCCACUGCGCCAAACCAGUAGGGCUGUUUCGCUGUCCUUUUGUGUCCGUGGCGUUUCUCUGGGUUUGCCUGCCUCCGGCCUCCCCCAGCCCCCUCCCCUCUCCUCCCUGCUCCUGGGCCUGGGCAUUGCUCUCCGAAUCGUCCCCUUCCCCCUGCGUCUCCCCGUGUGCCCGCUGCGGUCUCUCUCCCGCCGCUACUGUUUUCUCUCCCUCACUUCUGUGUGUCCGUGUCUCUCUCGGUCUCUCCGGGUCUUUCCGUUUGCUUCUCGGCGUCCCCGUUCUCUGCGUGUCUCUCCGUCUGUGUCCCCCCGCCUGGCCUCUGCGCCGUGGUUCUCAGCACCUCCCUCCCCGUCCCGUGCGCCUCCCUCCGCUCCUGGUUUGGUCUCUUCCGCGCGUCCCUGACUCCGUCUCCUGGCCCCGCCUUCCCCGCUCAGCCGAGGAGCGCAACUUCGCCGAGUUCAACUUCAUCAACGAGCAGAACUCGGAGCUGGAGCGUCUGCGGGAGGAGAUCAAGGAGAUGAAGGAGGCCAUGAAGAAGGCGCGCUAUGGCGACGCCGCCCGCCUGUCGCUGAAGGAGGAGAACGAGGCUUCGGUGCAGCAGCAGAUAGGAGAGGUGCGCGCCGAGGCCGACAGCCUGGAGGCCCGCGCCCAGACACUGAGGGAGCAGGUGGAGAAGUUCAAGGCAGGGCUUCGGGGGGCGGGGGACCGGGCCCUCGGGCCGGGGCUGACCAGCGGCUCCUCCCUGCAGAGCUACACCACGUCCAGCUUGUCGGUCGCCGCCCUCACGGUGCUGGGCAAGAACGCCGAAGACCUCCCCAAGAAGGUGGCCCCGCCCCAGCUCCCUGACAACCUGGAAGAGCCCCCAGGCUUCGAGGCCAAAGAAGACUAUCCCCUGAGCAAAGAGCGGGAGCUGGCGAGGGAGCAGCACCUGAAGGAGCUGAUGGAGAUGGCGAAGAAGAUGGACAGCGGCCAGCCCCUGAACCUCUCGGCGACACAGAGGGCCAGCUCGGUCACACCCCUGGUCAUCUCCCAGAGCCCGAGUGUUGGGCCCGGGUCCGUCCUGAGCCACAGGACGAAUGGCAUCCUGGUGUCCGGCCGAGCCACCAGCGCCAACAGCUCCAGCAGCUACCUGGGCUCCACGGGGUACCUGGAGUCCAGCGGCGGCUCCGAGAGCUUCGGCGGCCUGCCGAGCAAAGGCACGGGGUCCGAGUCGAGCCCUGGCCCUGCCUCCAGCACUGGCCCAGGCUCCAUGGAGAGCAAAGAGUCCUGAAGCCACGGCUGGGCACCUGCCCGCCCUCCCUGCUCUCUGCAGGCCGUCUCCUCUCGAGUGCUUCUGCCCCCCUAGCGCCCCCCAUCCUCCCUGUGGCUCCAUCUUCUCCCGGCCCUGCCUCUGCCCCCACAGCUGUCCCCACUUCCACUUCCUGUGUCCCUGUGUCCCUUCCCAUCGGCUCUUCCUCAUCUCCUCUCUGUCUCCUGGUCUCUCUCUCUGAUCCCCGCCCUCUUUCCCUUUCGGUCGCCCAGUCUCUUGUUGUCAAAAGUUUCCCGCUCGCUGUGUGUCUGUCUUGUCUCGCAUCUGUCUCCCCGUCUCUGCUGACUCCCCUGGUUCUCCUCCCACCUCCCGUUUCUGCUUCCCCAUUUCUAGUUCCUUCUCCUCGUCUCCAUCCCCCAGGCGCUCCCGGCCGAGGUCCCUGUCUCAGUGGCUCCUCAUUUCCUCGCCCUCCCCGUGAGCCCCCAGGACUGACCCCGAGGAAAGAAUUGGAGCAGAAAGUUCAGGGUCAGCAUGAGCUGUGACCACAGGAAAUAAAGGGCAGAGCCCAACUGUACCCCA
This is a messenger RNA of Myotis brandtii (Brandt's bat), 2870 nucleotides long. RefSeq names its product coiled-coil domain containing 114 (gene ODAD1). The record is from RefSeq and is a predicted model, not a curated record. Gene Ontology annotation, cellular component: axoneme. NCBI's taxonomy places the organism in Eukaryota, Metazoa, Chordata, Mammalia, Chiroptera, Vespertilionidae. The transcript has 13 exons. The coding region runs from base 126 to 2312 and encodes 728 amino acids. Gene Ontology annotation, biological process: outer dynein arm assembly; cilium movement.